This is a messenger RNA of Odocoileus virginianus texanus, 1738 nucleotides long. NCBI's taxonomy places the organism in Eukaryota, Metazoa, Chordata, Mammalia, Artiodactyla, Cervidae. The record is from RefSeq and is a predicted model, not a curated record.
GGAGGCGCCAGCGUCCAACCUGCGGGUGGGUGGCGGUGGGGCAAUUGAAAAAGAGCCGGCGAGGAGUUUCCCCCCCCAACUUGUCGGAACUCUGGGCUCGCGCGCAGGGCAGGAGCGGAGCGGCGGCGGCUGCCCGGGUGAUGCGAGCGCGGGCCGGACGGUAAUCGCCUCUACCUCCUCGGGCUGCGAGAGCGCCGGACCGAGGCCGCGACAGGAGCGGACCGCGGCGGGAACCGAGGACUGCCCAGCGGCGCGCCAGCAGGAGCCACCCCGCGAGCGCGCACGACCGCCGGACGGAGCGCCCGCCAGUCCCAGGUGGACCGGACCGCACGUCGCGUCCCCGCGCUCCCCGUCGGCCACAGGAGACGCUCCCCCCCUGCGCCGCGCGCGCCUCGGCCCGGCCGCUGGCCCGCCUCCACUCCCGGGACAAACUUUUCUCGAAGCCGAUCCCAGCCCUCGGACCCAAACUUGUCGCUCGUCGCCUUCGCCGGGAGCCGUCCGCGCCGAGCGUGCACUUCUCGGACGAGAUGUCGGAGCGCAGAGAAGGCAGAGGCAAGGGGAAGGGCGGCAAGAAGGACCGAGGCUCCGGGAAGAAGCCCGCGCCCGCGGCGGGCGGCCCGAGCCCAGCCUUGCCUCCCCGCUUGAAAGAGAUGAAGAGUCAGGAGUCUGUGGCAGGUUCUAAACUAGUGCUUCGGUGCGAGACCAGUUCUGAAUACUCCUCUCUCAAGUUCAAGUGGUUCAAGAAUGGGAGUGAAUUAAGCCGAAAGAACAAACCACAAAACAUCAAGAUACAGAAAAGGCCAGGGAAAUCAGAACUUCGCAUUAGCAAAGCAUCACUGGCUGAUUCGGGAGAAUAUAUGUGCAAAGUGAUCAGCAAACUGGGAAAUGACAGUGCCUCUGCCAACAUCACCAUUGUGGAGUCAAACGAGAUCACCACUGGCAUGCCAGCCUCAACUGAGACAGCGUAUGUGUCUUCAGAGUCUUCCAUUAGAAUAUCAGUAUCAACAGAAGGAACAAAUACCUCUUCAUCCAGAAAGGAUACAUGUAAAACCCCUGUAUGUGAUUGGAAAUUUUAAGAGAUUUAUGUUUCAUCUGCAAACACUUUAUCACUUUUGCUCUCUUUCUAUUUAUUUUUCCUAGCAUUUCAUAAAUAUUGGUGAAAUAGCAAAGAUAUGAUACUAAUCUUUCCCUUUGUAAGGCUCAUUUUAACUACUUCCUCUGUGAAUUUGGAAAUUUGCAUUAUACAUUCACUCUUUUUAGAGUUCUUCAUUUAUAAUUCUUUUAAAGUGUCUUAUAAUAAUCUUUUGGUAAAAAUUAUCAUUAUUUCCCUUCAUUUUAUGUUAUUCUUUUGUAAAGGACGCAUCUGUGACUUAAAACAUAUUAAUACUUUGCUAAAUGAGUGUCCUAUUACACAUAAGUGACAGGUUGUAGAAGAGAAGAGCUUCAAAUUUGCAAAAGUCAGUAGGGCUAUCUUGUUCCUCCUUUAUACAGCAUCAGCAAAAAAGUAAAUGGAUUGUUUAGGACAAACCUUAAUGAUUUCUCUCUGAAUUGCCAACUGCUGGUGACCCCAUUUUGCAGACAGUUUUGUCAAAUGCUAUAAAAAAAUACAACUGUUAUACCAACCACUUUACUGAAUUAAGUCCCAUCCAUUCCAAUUUAAUAUAAAAACGAGGGAAACAAAAAUAGAAAGUCUAAUGAAUAAUAACAGGAAAGAAAAUAAAGAAAACUUUCUGGAAAA